GACCAACCCUUGGGCUGCUCCGGGCAGCCCAGCUGUGUGCUUUCCCUCAAGGCGGACGCCCCUCGCUUGUCCCGCCCCUGGUGACUCACUGCUGCCCUGGCCCCCAGCCACAGCUAUCUCCUGGCUAGAAGCAGGCACAAGGUUGUGCAGAAGCCAUAGGGUCUGGUGUGCAAGGGCUGCUCGGCCAGGAGGAUCUGGAGCAGCCAAACAGCCAGUGCCUCCAAGCUGGCCCAGGGACAGCAAGGCCAGUGACAGGGACCUGUGGUGGCUUGUAGGAGCCAGUGACGCCCCCUUUCCCCUGGACUUGGGGCCUUUUCUUUCUUCUUCCCACCAUGAAGAAGGAAGUGACCUGACAGCCAGCGAAGAGAGACAGCCCCCGGUGGGGAGGAGACCAGGUUCGCAGGACAGUGACUGUGGGCCCUUUGACGACUCUCCCCCACCUAGUCAGGCAUGAAGGGUGGUGGCAGCGCCGUGUGGAGCCUUAUGUGGAAGUACUGCAUCUCCGUGAGGACCCUCAGCGUGGAGGGCGAGGCCCCGAGCAGUGAGACCUGCACGUCGCUGGACAGCCCCUCAGCCCGCCGCCAGGGCCCCUUAGUGCCUGGCUCCAGCCGGAGCCCCGACCACUACGAACACACGUCCGGGGGUGCCUAUGGGCUAUACUCGGCGCCACCGGGGCAGCAGCAGCGCACGCGGAGGCCCAAGCUGCAACACUCCACGUCCAUCCUGCGCAAGCAGGCCGAGGAGGAGGCCAUCAAGCGAUCACGCUCCCUCUCUGAGAGCUAUGAGCUCUCCUCAGACCUGCAGGACAAGCAGGUGGAGAUGCUAGAACGGAAGUAUGGGGGACGCCUGGUGACCCGCCAUGCGGCCCGCACCAUCCAGACGGCCUUCCGCCAGUACCAGAUGAACAAGAACUUCGAGCGCUUGCGCAGCUCCAUGUCUGAGAACCGCAUGUCACGCAGGAUCGUACUGUCCAACAUGAGGAUGCAGUUCUCCUUUGAGGGGCCUGAGAAGGUGCACAGCUCCUACUUCGAGGGCAAGCAGGUCUCGGUGACCGAUGAUGGCUCUCAGCUGGGGGCCCUAGUGCCACCUGAGUGCAGUGACCUUGGUGAGCUGCCUGCCCUCAAGUCUUCAGCCCCUUGCAGUGACUUCGCAGAUGCCAUCACGGAGCUGGAGGACGCCUUCUCCCGGCAGGUGAAAUCGCUGGCUGAGUCCAUCGACGACGCCCUCAACUGCCGCAGCCUCCACACGGAGGAGGUGCCGACCUCUAGCACUGGCCGGACGCGGGACUCCGAGGCCCCGGCGGCCCUGCACAGCGUGGACCACCACAAACUGGACGAGAUGACAGCCUCGUACAGUGACGUCACCCUGUACAUCGACGAAGAGGAACUGUCACCACCGCUGCCCCUGUCACAGGCGGGGCACCGGCCGCCCAGCGCCGAGUUAGACCUGCGGCCACGGGCCAGGGGUGCUGCCCAGGACUACUGGGCCCUAGCUCAUAAGGACGACAAGGGGGACACGGACACGAGCUGCCAGAGCACGCCAUCGCUUGAGCGGCAAGAGCAGAGGCUGCGGGUGGAGCACCCGCCACUGCUCACCAUUGAGCCCCCCAGCGACAGCUCCGUGGACCUCAGCGACCGCUCAGACCGCGGCUCCCUCAAGAGGCAGAGCGCUUACGAGCGCGGUCUCAGCGGGCAGCAGGGCAGCCCCAAGCACGGCCCUCACAGCAGCUCCACCAAGGACCUCCCACGGGAGGAGCCGGACUUGCGGCCCCGGCCGCCCAGGCCCCUGGAUGGCCACCUGGCUAUCAACGGCUCGGGCAGCAGGCAGAGCAAGUCGGAGUCAGACUACUCCGACGGGGACAACGACAGCAUCAACAGCACGUCCAACUCCAAUGACACCAUCAACUGCAGCUCCGAGUCGUCGUCCCGUGACAGCCUGCGGGAGCAGACGCUCAGCAAGCAGACCUACCACAAGGAGACCCGCAACAGCUGGGACUCACCUGCCUUCAGCAACGAUGUCAUCCGCAAGAGGCACUAUCGCAUCGGCCUCAACCUCUUCAACAAGAAGCCCGAGAAAGGCAUCCAGUACCUCAUCGAGCGUGGCUUCGUGCCUGAUACGCCUGUCGGGGUGGCCCACUUCCUGCUGCAGCGCAAGGGCCUCAGCCGGCAAAUGAUCGGAGAAUUUCUGGGCAACCGGCAGAAGCAGUUCAACCGCGACGUGCUAGACUGCGUGGUCGAUGAGAUGGACUUCUCUGCCAUGGAGCUGGAUGAAGCCCUGAGGAAGUUCCAGGCGCACAUCCGUGUCCAGGGGGAAGCUCAGAAGGUGGAGCGGCUCAUUGAGGCCUUCAGCCAGCGGUACUGCAUCUGCAACCCCGGGGUCGUGCGGCAGUUCCGGAACCCGGACACCAUCUUCAUCCUGGCCUUCGCUGUCAUCCUACUCAACACGGACAUGUACAGCCCCAACGUCAAGCCCGAGCGCAAAAUGAAGCUGGAGGACUUUGUCAAGAACCUCCGAGGUGUGGAUGACGGGGAGGACAUUCCCCGGGAGACGCUGAUUGGGAUCUAUGAGCGGAUCCGCAAGCGAGAGCUGAAGACCAGUGAGGACCAUGUGUCGCAGGUGCAGAAGGUGGAGAAGCUCAUCGUGGGGAAGAAGCCGAUUGGAUCCCUGCACCCUGGGCUUGGCUGUGUGCUCUCUCUGCCUCACCGGCGGCUGGUCUGCUACUGCCGGCUCUUUGAGGUUCCAGACCCAAAUAAGCCCCAGAAACUUGGAUUGCACCAGCGAGAAAUCUUCCUGUUCAAUGACCUGCUGGUGGUCACCAAGAUCUUCCAGAAGAAGAAGAACUCGGUGACGUACAGCUUCCGACAGACGUUCUCCCUGUGCGGCAUGCAGGUCCUGCUCUUUGAGAACCAGUACUACCCCAAUGGCAUCCGGCUCACAUCUGCAGUCCCUGGAGCAGACAUAAAAGUGUUAAUAAACUUUAAUGCUCCCAAUCCUCAAGACCGGAAGAAAUUCACCGAUGACCUGCGAGAGUCCAUCGCGGAGGUGCAGGAGAUGGAGAAACACCGGAUAGAGUCGGAGCUCGAGAAGCAGAAGGGUGUCGUGCGUCCCAGCAUAUCUCAGUCCUCCAGCCUCAAAAAGGAGUCGGGCAACGGGACGCUGAGCCGGGCCUGCCUGGACGACAGCUAUGCCAGCAGCGAGGGUCUCAAGCGCAGUGCCCUCAGCAGCUCCCUGAGGGACCUCUCAGAAGCAGGGAAGCGAGGGCGUCGCAGCAGUGCGGGAUCGCUAGAGAGCAAUGUGGAAGGGUCCAUCAUUAGCAGUCCUCACACGCGCCGGAGAGCCGCAUCAACACGCGAGUGUGCUUCUCGCCCACACCAGACCAUGCCUAGCUCAUCCUCCCUCCUGGGCUCCUUAUUUGGGAGUAAGAGAGGGAAGCCCCCUCCGCAGGUGCACCCGCCCCCAGCCCCGCCCCAGCCCCCUCCACACCCACCAGGCCUACCCCACCCGCACCACCAGGGGCCUGCAGAGGGCGCUCCGCACGCGCAUCAUGCCCAGUACUGCCACGUGCCGCAGAACCCGCCCCCCUACCACCACCAUCACCACUACCAUCCCCCCCAGCACGUCCAGCACGCACACCAGUACCACCACGGCCCCCAUGGGGGGCACCCACCCUAUGGGGCCCACUCGCACAGCCAUCCGCCGCUGCCCUCGGCCCACGCCAGCCACAUGGGCCACACAGCACACCACCAUGGGCAGCCCCUUGCCCCACCGCCCCCCACCAGCAGCAAGGCCAAGCCCAGCGGCAUUAGCACAAUUGUGUAGACAACCUGGGCGGGAGUCCCAGACUCCCGGGAACAAGUGCACGCCACACAGAAGCACGCCAGGGGUGGCCAGCCUCACACCAGACCCAGGGCAUUUCUGUUUCCAUCUCUCUCCCCCUGAGCCCCUGGGCUUGUGUUGUAGGGAACAAAGCUCCUGAUUUAAUUUAGCAUUGGCACCCCAGGCUCCACCCACCUCAACCCAAGGGUGGGUCUCGGCACCAUCAGCCUCGACAGGGUGCCUCCGGCCCAGUCAUGUUGAACUGCCCCCCACCCACUGCAGCCCUCAGGUCUCUGCUCCCAGUUGUACAUGCAUCUAUGAAAACCCAGCCUAGGAAAAGAAGAAAUGAGACACAAAAAACCAGAGACAGAACACAACAAAAAAACCCAAAACUUGCUGCAUUAUUGCUCUUUUAUUGACAAUGGGCAAAAAAUUAAGUAGACCUGAUAUGGUUGAUGAAAAUACGUAAGUAAACUUUAUAUAAUAUAAAUAUAUAAAUAUAAAUAAAUAAAUAUAUAUAUUAUAUAUACACACUGUAUAGGUAGUAUUUGUGUGUGAAAGGCAAAUGUUUCAGUCCACAAAAUUAGCAAUAUAGACUUCACAAGGACCUCCACUUACCUAACCAGAAGACAGUACCUUAGAUGAAUGUGUGAGAGAGUAGACCAAAAACCUAAAUGCUAGGAACAAACUCAGAUACUUCCAUAUUUUCAUAAAAAGAGAAGUCCCUCUAGGACCGACAAAUCUUUACGCAAUCAUUACUUAUUGUGCCAAGUAACAUAGCAUCUAACUGUUUAAAAAGUCUAGUAUUGCUUUGUAUAAAUCCUUAUUUUAUUAACAGAAUACUAUCAUAAGUAAUCAGUAUUAUAACUGCUGUUAUUUCAGGUAAGCAAAUAGAUAAAAUGCAGUAAAGUACAGUAGCAACUUGGGAUGACUAGUUAAGAACUGGUUGUCUUAGAAUAUUGGUUACACAGAUUCAUAGACACUUUAACGGCUGUGAAAACUGUGAAUUUCCAUGAUCCAUAUUUCUUUUAUAUGCAUCUGAUUUGAUGUACACUCAUGUAGAGUCCUCUGAAAGGGGCACCCAUACACUGCGGACGUAUCAUCUUCAACAUGACAAUGACCCACCCUCAUUCCCGUCUCCCCAGCACCAUAACUUCCUCAUCCUGUUUCCAGCUACAGCAGGCCGAAGCCCCCGAGCGUGGUUCCACCAGGAACCUCUCAAACCUGCAGGCCGAUUCUAGUGUCUAGCAGCCCAGGGUGGUGUGUGUGCUUCCCGUUUUGUUCUCUGAGUGGUAGCCGUGAUCAUUGUAACUCCAUGUAGCCAUGCGCUAGCACAACCCCUGUGUCAUCACUGCGGCGCAUCUGACCCCAGCUGACAAGUGCCCAGCCCUCGCCAGUGAAGCCCCCGCUGCCUCUCAUGGUCCAGUUAGCUGCCGGGGCAUCACAUGACUCUCAGCUGUGCUCUUGUCGCUUCCAUGUUGUGGUGACACCAUCUGCUCCCCUGGGGCCGGGCGCUGCACACGUCCGGUUCUGUGCCUGAGUCACCCAUGGGCUGUACUUUGUAGUUUCAGCCUUUCGAGCCACUGCAGCCACCAGUGCUGUGUUCCUAAGCCAUGAGACCCGAGGACUGCCCCACGGCACCUGCCCAGGCGGAGAGCCCUUUCAGAAAGGGAGAAGCUAACGCAGGACUGUGGGCGGCAGGGCCCGUGCUCCGUGGAAGGCGUGGCCAGCUGUGGCAGGACGGAGACAACAGGGGAGCCCACCCUGGCCAGCUGGCCGGGGGUCUGUCCAUUUCCCUCCCCACCCAACCCUUGUCAUAUUAUUGAGGUCACCAUACCAGCAAAUCUGCAAACCAAGCACUUUGUUGAUCUCCACAGAGAGCAAAUACAGCAAUGUAGAGUUUAGCCUUUUUAAAAAAGAAGUCGGACUUGAAGCUGCCUGCUGUUAUCUUCCCAUCAGUAUAGCAUUUCUCUCUUGGGCAUCUGCUCAGAAAGAGAGACGGAAAAAGCACAGGUGUGCCUGAUGGCCCAGGUCCAGCAGGUGGGGAGGUGCCCCUUCCCCAUUCCAUUGACUCCUGAGUUCCUUGGUUUUCCUUCAGAGCCAGGUUCCCCGAGGCAUUCUGUUGUGCAGUUUAAAGGAUGUUGUUCUGACAAGGAAAAAUCAAAUUGUAAUGCGUGUCAUCUGCGUUGGUCGUGUGAGGCCACAUCUAUGUAUUGUAUAUUUCCAAAAUAUAUCAGUGUUACUGUUGACGAAUAGUUGAAGUAAAAUGAUAACAUAUUAAAUAUGUCGGCUUUUCUUCACCCUUCUGUACCAAUGGUAGAGUCCAACUAGAAACUCUAUAGGUUGUUCCAGAAAAGAUACAGGCUGCUUGGUACAAGAUUGCCCUUUCCGAAGGGACAAUCACUAGCGAAAAAAACAAAAAGAACCAACAAAUUCGUUGAUGGGGGCCGGUGGGAGGGGCGCUCUCUCCUUUGUGUCCUACAUGCCCCAGGGCCGUUCAGAACUCUCACCUCCAAAGUUGUCAUUGGUGUGCCCUGAAGUUUUGUUAGGGUGCCACAGAGCCGGGUCUGGUGAAAGCUUCUUGAACAAACUCAGUUUCUCCCCAUGUUUCCAACUUUAUACAGUGUAUUGGGUUCAGGUCAGUGAGGUUUCAUCAUUCUAUGUGUUUUAUUUACAAACUUAUCAUUGGAAAUGUUUUCAGAAGUU
Messenger RNA from Rhinolophus ferrumequinum (greater horseshoe bat), 6522 nucleotides. RefSeq names its product IQ motif and Sec7 domain ArfGEF 1 (gene IQSEC1). Gene Ontology annotation, molecular function: protein binding; guanyl-nucleotide exchange factor activity. Lineage: Eukaryota; Metazoa; Chordata; Mammalia; Chiroptera; Rhinolophidae. Gene Ontology annotation, biological process: actin cytoskeleton organization; regulation of ARF protein signal transduction. The transcript has 14 exons. The record is from RefSeq and is a predicted model, not a curated record. The coding region runs from base 451 to 3819 and encodes 1122 amino acids.